AUGAAACUGCCCAAGGGGGCCAAGAACUGUGUGUUCUAUGCACAGCACCCAGAAGAGAAGGAGCCACGGCCGUCACGGCAGGAGGUCAAGCAGACCCCGGUAGUCAUGGCCACCAUCAGAGGUCCAGGGCCCGCCAAGUACCUGCGGGCAUCCUGCACAGGCUACAUUGACCAUGACAUCUCCUUGUUCCAGGGGCCGGCAUACACCCUGCACACCCGGCACUCAGAGAAGCGGAUCGCAGACACGUGCAGCCCUGGGCCUUGCUAUUUCCCGGAUCCCAAAAUAACUCGGUUUGGAAUUUCCAGCUGCCCGCAGGUUCCCAUGGAAGAGCGAAUCUCCAACCUGCGCCUGAGCCCCACCCCAGCUUCCUGCCACUACUUCUUUGAGAAGAUCCCCCCACCUGGGGAACGCACGGCCCCCCAGUACACAUUUGGCUAUCGGUGCCCGUACAGAGUGUCGGACCCCAAUCCGGCCCCCAACCGGUACCAGCUGCCGCGAUCCCUGGGGCCCCACACCCCCGUCUACCGAGCUGCCCCCUGCUACAGCCUGGCCUCCACGGCCAAGAACUGGUUCUACCAGGAGAACGUGGCGGGAGGCCCCGGGCCCGCAGCGCACGCCCGGCCUGAGCCGUCCGUCUACCAGAACCGCAGCCCCAUCUACAGCCUGGCCAAGCGCUUUGCCUACCCGCUGGACCACACGCUCCGGCCGGGCCCCGGCACCCACGAGGUCCGGCAGGUCACUGUGCACAAGCCCCGUGCGCCCGCUUUCACCAUGGGCACCAAGCACUCGCCCCACCUGUGUCCGCUGGUCAUUGACAUUCGUGACUGA
Carlito syrichta (Philippine tarsier) is the source of this 828-nucleotide messenger RNA. It is a transcript of the gene CIMAP1C, whose product is annotated as outer dense fiber of sperm tails 3 like 1. Gene Ontology annotation, cellular component: cytoskeleton. The transcript is spliced from 4 exons. The record is from RefSeq and is a predicted model, not a curated record. NCBI's taxonomy places the organism in Eukaryota, Metazoa, Chordata, Mammalia, Primates, Tarsiidae. The coding region runs from base 1 to 828 and encodes 275 amino acids.